AUGGACUCGGCGGCGGGGCCGAUGGAGCUGGUGGCGGCGCUGCUGCGGGGCAUAACGCCCGCGGAGCUGGCCGGCGGCGUGCCCGCGGGGGAGAGGGCGGAGGUCAGGGCGCUGCUGGCCACGCUCGCGGCCGCCGUGCUCGGCUGCGCGCUGCUCGUGCUCUGGCGCAGGACGGCGGCGGGCAAGAAGCGCAAGGACGCCGACAAGGCCUCCGCCGCGCUCGCCACGCACGGCAAGAAGGCCAGGCAGGGAACGGACGACCAGCCCGCCGACGACGGCAGGAAGCGGGUCGCCGUCUUCUUCGGCACGCAGACAGGCACCGCCGAGGGGUUCGCCAAGGCACUCGCUGAGGAGGCAAAAGCAAGAUACGACAAAGCCACUUUUAAAGUUAUCGACUUGGACGAUUAUGCAGUGGAGGAUGAGGAUUACGACAAGCUAAAGAAGGAGAAGCUAGCGUUGUUCUUUGUUGCCACCUACGGAGAUGGUGAGCCCACCGACAACGCUGCUAGGUUCUACAAAUGGUUCACAGAGGGAAAUGAGAGGGGUGUGUGGUUAAAUGACCUCCAGUAUGCUGUGUUUGGUCUUGGCAAUCGUCAGUAUGAGCAUUUCAACAAGAUUGCCAAUGUGGUUGAUGAGCUCCUAACUGAGCAAGGUGGAAACCGCCUUGUUCCGGUCGGCCUUGGAGAUGAUGAUCAAUGCAUUGAGGAUGAUUUCAAUGCAUGGAAAGAAUCUCUCUGGCCAGAGUUGGAUCGGUUGCUCCGGGAUGAAAAUGAUGUGUCCACAGGCACUACAUAUACAGCUGCCAUUCCUGAAUACCGGAUUGAAUUCGUUAAGCCCGAGGAGGCGUCCCUCUUGGACAGAAACUUCAGUCUUACAAAUGGUCAUGCAGUGCAUGAUGCUCAGCAUCCUUGCCGGGCUAAUGUGGCGGUGCAGCGGGAACUCCACUCUCCUGCUUCUGAUCGUUCAUGCACUCACUUGGAGUUUGACAUUGCUGGCACCGGUCUUACGUAUGAAACUGGUGACCAUGUUGGUGUAUACACCGAAAACUGCCCAGAGGUUGUAGAUGAGGCAGAGAAGUUGUUAGGCUACUCGUCAGAGACUUAUUUCACCAUCCAUGCAGACAAAGAGGAUGGUAAACCACUAGACGGUGGUUCUCUUGCUCCUCCUUUCCCCUCCCCAAUCACUGUGAGGAAUGCACUGGCUCGAUAUGCUGAUCUUUUAAAUUCACCAAAGAAGAGUGCUUUGGUUGCGUUAGCCACUUAUGCUUCGGAUCCUGCUGAUGCUGACCGUUUAAAGUUCUUGGCAUCUCCUGCUGGGAAGGAUGAGUAUGCUCAAUGGAUUGUUGUGAGUCAGAGGAGCCUACUGGAGGUCAUGGCAGAGUUCCCUUCUGCAAAGCCUCCACUAGGAGUCUUCUUUGCAGCAGUUGCUCCUCGUCUUCAACCAAGAUACUACUCAAUUUCGUCUUCACCUAGCAUGGCACCGACCAGGAUCCAUGUCACAUCCGCGCUUGUGCGUGAAACUACUCCUGCUGGAAGGGUACACAAGGGAGUCUGCUCAACUUGGAUCAAGAAUGCUAAUCCAUCGGAUGAUAGCUGGGCUCCAAUUUUUGUGAGGCAAUCAAACUUCAAACUUCCCGUUGAUCCUUCAGUGCCGAUUAUCAUGAUUGGCCCAGGAACAGGUCUUGCACCUUUCCGUGGCUUCUUGCAGGAGAGGUUGGUACAAAAAGAAUCUGGAGCCGAGCUGGGUCGAUCAAUAUUCUUCUUUGGAUGCAGAAACAGCAAAAUGGACUUCAUCUAUGAGGAUGAGCUGAACAACUUCCUUGAUCAAGGAGCGUUGUCUGAGUUGGUUCUAGCUUUAUCUCGUGAGGGUCCCGCUAAGGAAUAUGUGCAGCACAAAAUGGCGCAGAAAGCAUCUGAGAUCUGGGACGUCAUCUCCCAGGGUGGUUACAUUUACGUUUGCGGUGAUGCCAAAGGCAUGGCCAAAGAUGUGCAUAGAGUUCUCCACACCAUUGUCCAGGAGCAGGGAUCACUUGACAGUUCAAAGGCUGAGGGCUUUGUCAAGAACCUCCAGACAGAAGGUAGAUAUCUGAGGGAUGUGUGGUAAGAGGCGAUCUCGAGGACACGAAAUAUGCCCGAUAUACAUGGGCCACAAUAUUCAUUCAUCAAAGUACAGAAGAUUCAAGAGAAAUGUAUCAUUAGGAGAUUACUGACAUGGGACUAAGAUCAAAUGCUUUAGAAGCUUCAUGCUUUCAUUUUUCUUCUUUCCGUUCUUUGUAAGAUUAGAGAGGUUUUUGCACCUGUGUAUUAUAUAUUCUUUUCUUUUGAGCUCUUUCUAUGUAUAAGAUGAGGACAUUUUUUGGCAAUAAGCAUAUGCCAGUGUCAUGAUAUUGAUUGUCGCCGGUGUUACAAAUGA
Messenger RNA from Lolium rigidum, 2412 nucleotides. RefSeq names its product NADPH--cytochrome P450 reductase. Bases 1 to 2103 code for a protein of 700 amino acids. The record is from RefSeq and is a predicted model, not a curated record. NCBI's taxonomy places the organism in Eukaryota, Viridiplantae, Streptophyta, Magnoliopsida, Poales, Poaceae. Gene Ontology annotation, cellular component: cytosol. The transcript has 17 exons. Gene Ontology annotation, molecular function: NADPH-hemoprotein reductase activity; flavin adenine dinucleotide binding; FMN binding.